Messenger RNA from Lepus europaeus (European hare), 4179 nucleotides. It is a transcript of the gene RAPGEF4, whose product is annotated as Rap guanine nucleotide exchange factor 4. The coding region runs from base 43 to 3078 and encodes 1011 amino acids. Gene Ontology annotation, molecular function: guanyl-nucleotide exchange factor activity. NCBI's taxonomy places the organism in Eukaryota, Metazoa, Chordata, Mammalia, Lagomorpha, Leporidae. Gene Ontology annotation, cellular component: plasma membrane. Gene Ontology annotation, biological process: Ras protein signal transduction; positive regulation of GTPase activity. The transcript is spliced from 31 exons. The record is from RefSeq and is a predicted model, not a curated record.
GGUCGCCGCAGCCGGGGACACCGCGCGCCGCUGCUGCCCAACAUGGUCGCUGCGCACGCUGCCCAUUCUUCCUCUUCGGCCGAGUGGAUUGCCUGCCUGGACAAGAGACCUUUGGAACGAUCCAGUGAAGAUGUGGAUAUAAUCUUCACACGACUGAAAGAAGUCAAGGCUUUUGAGAAGUUUCACCCGAACCUCCUUCAUCAGAUUUGUCUAUGUGGUUACUACGAGAACCUGGAGAAAGGAAUAACAUUAUUUCGCCAGGGUGAUAUUGGAACCAACUGGUAUGCUGUCCUGGCGGGAUCUUUGGACGUUAAAGUCUCGGAGACCAGCAGUCACCAGGAUGCGGUGACCAUCUGUACCCUGGGAAUCGGGACGGCCUUCGGCGAGUCCAUUCUGGACAACACGCCCCGCCAUGCGACCAUCGUCACCAGGGAGAGCAGCGAGCUGCUGCGCAUCGAGCAAAAGGACUUCAAGGCGCUAUGGGAGAAAUACCGACAGUAUAUGGCAGGACUUCUGGCUCCUCCUUAUGGGGUUAUGGAAACAGGCUCUAACAACGACAGAAUUCCUGACAAGGAGAACACACCUCUCAUUGAACCUCACGUUCCUCUCCGUCCUGCUAACACCAUUACCAAGGUCCCUUCAGAGAAGAUCCUCAGGGCUGGAAAAAUUUUACGAAAUGCCAUUCUCUCUCGAGCACCUCACAUGAUAAGAGAUAGAAAAUACCACCUAAAGACAUACAGACAAUGCUGUGUGGGAACCGAGCUGGUGGACUGGAUGAUGCAGCAGACUCCGUGUGCCCACUCCCGGACGCAAGCUGUUGGCAUGUGGCAAGUUCUGCUAGAAGACGGGGUGCUCAACCAUGUGGACCAGGAGCACCAUUUCCAAGACAAAUAUUUAUUUUAUCGAUUCCUGGACGACGAGCAGGAGGAUGCCCCUUUGCCUACUGAGGAGGAGAAGAAGGAGUGCGAUGAGGAGCUCCAGGACACCAUGCUGCUGCUCUCGCAGAUGGGCCCUGACGCCCACAUGCGGAUGAUCCUGCGCAAACCACCUGGCCAGAGGACUGUGGAUGACCUAGAGAUUAUCUACGAAGAGCUCCUUCACAUUAAAGCCUUAUCCCACCUCUCCACCACGGUGAAACGGGAGUUAGCGGGUGUUCUCAUCUUUGAGUCUCACGCCAAAGGAGGGACCGUGUUGUUUAACCAGGGGGAAGAAGGAACCUCCUGGUACAUUAUUCUAAAAGGAUCUGUGAAUGUAGUCAUUUAUGGCAAGGGUGUGGUGUGCACCCUGCACGAGGGAGACGACUUUGGCAAGCUAGCGCUAGUGAACGAUGCACCGCGAGCUGCCUCCAUUGUUUUGCGGGAAGAUAACUGUCAUUUUUUAAGAGUGGACAAGGAAGAUUUCAACCGGAUCCUGAGGGACGUGGAGGCGAACACAGUCAGACUUAAAGAACAUGACCAAGAUGUCUUGGUGCUGGAGAGGGUCCCAGCGGGGAACAGAGCUUCCAAUCAAGGAAACUCACAGCCUCAGCAGAAGUAUACUGUGAUGUCAGGAACACCUGAAAAAAUUUUAGAACAUUUUCUAGAAACAAUCCGCCUCGAGCCAGCUUUAAACGAAGCAGCAGAUUCAGUUUUAAGCGACUUCGUUUUGAUGCACUGUGUUUUUAUGCCAAACACCCAGCUUUGCCCUGCCCUAGUGGCCCAUUACCAUGCACAGCCUUCUCAAGGUACGGAACAGGAGAAAAUGGAUUAUGCCCUCAACAACAAGAGGCGAGUCAUCCGCCUGGUUCUCCAGUGGGCUGCCACGUACGGAGACCUCCUUCAAGAAGAUGACGUGGCCGUGGCUUUCCUGGAGGAGUUUUACGUGUCUGUGUCUGAUGAUGCCCGGGUCAUUGCCACCCUGAAGGAGCAACUUCCAGAACUGGAGAAGAUCGUCAAGCAAAUCUCAGAAGAUGCAAAAGCUCCACAAAAGAAACACAAAGUUCUUCUGCAACAGUUCAACACGAGCGAUGAGAGAAGCCAGAAGCGCCAGCCCAUCCGCGGCUCUGAUGAGGUUCUGUUUAAGGUCUAUUGCUUGGACCACACCUACACCACCAUCCGGGUGCCGGUGGCCGCCUCGGUGAAGGAAGUCAUCAGUGCAGUGGCCGACAAACUGGGCUCCGGGGAAGGCCUGAUCAUCGUCAAGAUGAGCUCUGGGGGAGAAAAGGUGGUGCUCAAGCCUAAUGAUGUUUCCGUGUUUACCACGCUCACCAUUAACGGCCGCCUGUUUGCCUGCCCGCGGGAGCAGUUCGAUUCACUGACCCCACUCGCAGAACAAGAGGGCCCAACUGUUGGGACCGUGGCAACUUUUGAACUAAUGAGCUCCAAAGACCUGGCAUACCAGAUGACGAUUUACGACUGGGAGCUCUUCAACUGUGUGCAUGAGCUGGAGCUAAUCUAUCACACAUUUGGAAGACACAAUUUUAAAAAGACCACAGCCAACUUGGAUCUGUUCCUGAGAAGAUUUAAUGAAAUCCAGUUCUGGGUCAUCACUGAGAUUUGCCUGUGUUCCCAGCUCAGCAAGCGUGUGCAGCUCUUAAAAAAAUUUAUUAAGAUUGCAGCUCACUGUAAGGAGUACAGAAAUCUGAAUUCCUUUUUUGCCAUCGUCAUGGGACUCAGCAACGUAGCCGUGAGCCGCUUGGCACUCACGUGGGAGAAACUGCCCAGCAAGUUCAAGAAGUUCUAUGCCGAGUUUGAAAGUUUAAUGGAUCCUUCGAGAAACCACAGGGCGUACAGGCUGACGGUGGCCAAGCUGGAGGCUCCUCUCAUCCCCUUCAUGCCUCUGCUCAUUAAAGAUAUGACAUUUACUCAUGAGGGGAACAAGACUUUCACUGACAAUCUAGUAAACUUUGAAAAAAUGCGUAUGAUUGCAAACACUGCCAGAACCGUGAGGUACUACAGGAGCCAACCCUUCAAUCCCGAUGCAGCUCAAGCUAAUAAGAACCAUCAGGAUGUCCGGAGUUAUGUGCGGCAAUUAAAUGUGAUUGACAACCAGAGAACUUUAUCACAGAUGUCACACAGAUUAGAGCCUCGUCGGCCAUAGGCGCGAUGGUCUGUCUCCAGUCCACACUCUUUCCAAAAUGCCACUGACGCUACACGGCUGACCGCGCCACCGGUGAGGACGCCACAGAGUGAGUGACGUGUCCUGAGAAACCUCAGGGCUGCGUUCUGCUGAUCCCCGUGUGAAGAGAGAAGAAAUGACUUGACGUGUGUAACGCUUACCCUCUACCCUAGGAGCCCCCAGUGUGCAGUCAGCCUAGUUCAUUUCCGGUUGUGCCAUCUUCCGUGCUGAGACCUUAAGAUGGGCGAAAUACCAUUAUCAGGAGAAAUCGCAAGGCCCUGCUGUUCUUUCUGAGAAUAUUUGUAGGAUGAGAUACGCUGCACAUGGAAUGGAUUUGGAUACCUUGGCGGGGAUGUAGUUUUGUCCUCAACAUCUUGAAUUGGAGUGUGGGGUCUGGGGAAGGUGUUGAGGACUCAGUACAAAUCCAAAGUGUAGAUUGCAUUCUUCCAUCUUCAUAGUCUUCUCUCUGAAGGAAUAGAACCUUGUGGCUAUUUAUGUACUCUGGAAUAAAACAUUGUGGCUAUUUAUGUACUUUAGAGAGGGCUGGUCUGUAAUUUCUGAAAGAUAUGUAGAACAAUAUUUAUGUUUACAAUGUAACUUUUUAGAAUUUACCAAUCAGGAUCACCUGCGCAAAAAUUCCACACAGAAAUGCCAAGGUUCUUAAAAUUGCCAGCGUUAAGAUAGAAAAUAACAUUUCAGAAGAGCACAAUAUGCAUAAAACGUUUUUCAAAAUUGAAAUGUUUUCUGGGCAUUAAAAACCUUUCAACUACAAAUUUCCUGUUACUGAUGAAAAACAAAAACAUAUUUUCUGGACUUAAAGGUUAUUACGAAUAUCUUAAUUUUCAACAAUUGUUUUUGCACUUUCAAAUAGAUUGUAAAUACUUCAUUCAAUCAACGGUAUAGAGUUAUUUAUUUGCUACAUAAUAGAUACUGUGCCAAAUAACUGCUUUUUAUUUAUUUUGUUUAGUUGAUAAUUUUGGAGUACAUUUUUUCCUGUUUUCACAAUUAGACGACAUCUAAUGUGUAGAAAUUGUAUGUAUGUAUAUCUUCUGUAAAUACCAUCUGGUAUCUUCAUUAAAUACA